This is a messenger RNA of Oxyura jamaicensis (ruddy duck), 876 nucleotides long. It is a transcript of the gene CD226, whose product is annotated as CD226 molecule. The record is from RefSeq and is a predicted model, not a curated record. Gene Ontology annotation, cellular component: external side of plasma membrane. Gene Ontology annotation, biological process: positive regulation of Fc receptor mediated stimulatory signaling pathway; positive regulation of immunoglobulin mediated immune response; positive regulation of mast cell activation. NCBI's taxonomy places the organism in Eukaryota, Metazoa, Chordata, Aves, Anseriformes, Anatidae.
AUGUUCACAAAAUUAUACUACCUGGGAUUAGACUUUAUUUUUACCCAUGCAGAAGGAAAGUUUGUAGAUUCAACUGUAAAGCUUUCUGAGAAGAUGAAACUGGAAUACAUAUAUCCAAAAAAAGCUGUGAUAAUCCAGACAUCCUGGAUGAAACAUAAUGUAACUCAUAAAGAAAAUAUAGCUGUCUUGCAUCCAGUCUAUGGCAUACAUAUUGAAAACAAAUACAAAGGAAAACUAUAUUUUGAAAAUGCUUCCAGGGAAGACAUGUCCUUCAUCAAGAGCACUUUGGAAGAUGUUGGUCUUUAUUUUUGCUGCAUUGUAACUUACCCUGAUGGAAUUUGGGAAAAGGUAAUAGAAAUUAUUCAGCCAGCUGAUGCUUUUGAAAUAUCUGAGAAACAAAAUAAUCCUGUAUUUACCAAGCCAGGAGGAAAUGUCACUUUUACUUGCCCUUAUAACUGAAGAGAUUUAGUUCAGCAAGUGAUGUGGGAAAGGAUUAAAGCAGAUCACAGAGAUACCAUUGUCCACUGUAAUUCAUUAGGAGAGAGACGCUUUGGUGCAGAUUUCAAAAAGUGUGCACUGGUGGAUUGCUCUGAUCAAGCAAGCUCCAUGAUUGUCAUUCAAAAUGUUUCAGCCUCUGACUUAGCAUCAUACCGCUGCAUGGCUACAGGAAGAAACAAAACCUAUGUGAUGAUUUUCACCAUGCUUGCAACUUGGGCUCUCUAAUGGUUUAUUAACUACAUAGCUGGAGGAAUAUCUGCUGCUGUUUUACUGCUAGCUUUCCUACUGUUUUUCUGCAUCAUCACUGCUUAUCACAAAAACUGAGUAACAAAUAAAUUUGCUUAAUAUAGAGGCAUGAAUGUAUGAAGGUGUUGACUG